GUCACCCGUCCCAUCCGGCAUCGCUUGUCCGUGCGUCGCCUUCCUCCUGCAACCGUCUGGACCUUGCUGUCGUACUUUUUGAGCAGCCGCCGCUGUCCACUGACUCUGCCAAGAUCCAACAACCAAAAAACCCCCAUCGAAAAAAGCACCGAGAGUGAGAGAGAAAGAUGAGCACACGAAAUGACCACUCCAAAUGGAAGCUGCCCUUCCGGAUGCUCUCGCCGUCGUCGUCCUCCGCCAGCCUGAAGGCGGCCACCCCGCCGAACUUGCAGCCCACGCCCUCCGGCUCCUCCAUCAAUUCGUCCACCUCGACCAGCUCCUCUGGGCCCACGAGCUCCUCCAAGGCCAGCCGGAAACCCAACCAGCAGCAGGAUAUUUCGGGCCAGGUUCGGCUGCUGGUCGAGUCGACAUUCAUCCACCCUUUUGAUUCCCCGAGCUCCUCGGCCUCGAAAACCCCACGACCCAGCAACCCUCGGUCUCCCGUCGCGCCCAUCGACUCGCCGUAUUCCGGGCCGACGUCGGGCUCGCUCGAGAACCCCUCCGAGUACGCCGUCCAGAUCGACACAAGCCCGCAGUCGUUCGCUCUCGUUCUGAAGGACAAGUUCCUGCUUGCAAGAUUCAAGGCCUUUGCCAGAGAUGAAGGCUGUAUCGAGCUUGCCACAUACUAUGAAUCCCUCGCUACCCUCGAGCAGCGGCUGGCCUCCGCCGAAAACGAUUUGUUGGCUCACAUCAACCAGAGCCCCACCCGUACCCUCGACAAGUUCAUCGAAGCCAGCGACGCCGCCACAGUCGCCGCCGCCCGGCGAAAACCCUCGCUGGAUGUCGUCAUGGUCCCAUCCGAGCUGGUGCGGGGCUACCGGCUCUUCCACACCAACUUCAUCUCCCGAGAUGCCACCCACAUCAUCAGCAUUCCGCCAGAGAAGGCCCAGCUCAUCACGUCGCUGGUGCACGAAGCCCACAUCCCCUCAAACGUCUUUGACCCUGCCUCGGAUAUUGUGAUGGCGCAGCUCUACCAGCUGUUCAUCCGCUGGAUCGUCAUCACCGCCCAAGAGAGCAACGAGCCCGAGGAGCCUCCCGUCGACCUGGCAUUCCGCAGAACCCAGCGCUCCAACUCGACCGUCGGCUUCUUUGACAUGGACGCCUCAAGCCUCUCGUCCGCCCCGGUAGCUCCACCGAGGCGUUCCUAUUCCAAGAGCAUCCGCUGAAUAAACCUUUCUUUCAGCGCUCUGCCU
Messenger RNA from Polychytrium aggregatum, 1232 nucleotides. RefSeq lists its product as uncharacterized. The transcript is spliced from 2 exons. The record is from RefSeq and is a predicted model, not a curated record. The coding region runs from base 168 to 1205 and encodes 345 amino acids. Lineage: Eukaryota; Fungi; Chytridiomycota; Chytridiomycetes; Polychytriales.